Molecule: messenger RNA, 1403 nt
Organism: Rattus norvegicus (Norway rat)
Lineage: Eukaryota; Metazoa; Chordata; Mammalia; Rodentia; Muridae
Gene: Ca8
Product: carbonic anhydrase 8
Exons: 9
Coding region: 80-952 (290 amino acids)
Cellular component (GO): cytoplasm
Molecular function (GO): carbonate dehydratase activity; zinc ion binding
Source: RefSeq, marked provisional
CGCUCGCGGGGACUGCCACGCUCCGUGCGGUCCCCAGCCCCGCGCCUGCCGCGCCCUCACCCGCGUCGCAGAGCCGCCCAUGGCUGACUUGAGUUUCAUUGAGGAUGCAGUCGCCUUCCCCGAGAAGGAGGAAGAUGAGGAAGAGGAGGAGGAGGGCGUGGAGUGGGGUUACGAGGAAGGUGUUGAGUGGGGCUUAGUGUUUCCUGAUGCGAAUGGCGAGUACCAGUCACCUAUCAACCUGAACUCCAGAGAAGCCAGAUACGACCCCUCGCUGCUGGAUGUCCGCCUGUCUCCAAAUUACGUGGUGUGCAGGGACUGUGAAGUCACCAACGAUGGACACACCAUUCAAGUCAUCCUGAAGUCGAAAUCAGUUUUGUCAGGAGGACCGCUGCCUCAGGGACAGGAGUUUGAACUGUAUGAAGUUAGAUUUCACUGGGGAAGAGAAAACCAGCGUGGUUCUGAGCAUACGGUCAAUUUCAAAGCCUUCCCCAUGGAGCUCCACCUGAUCCACUGGAAUUCCACGCUGUUUGGCAGCAUCGAUGAGGCGGUUGGGAAACCCCACGGCAUUGUCAUCAUUGCACUGUUCGUCCAGAUAGGGAAGGAGCAUGUUGGCUUGAAGGCUGUGACUGAGAUACUUCAGGAUAUCCAAUACAAGGGAAAAUCCAAAACAAUUCCAUGCUUUAAUCCUAACACUUUAUUACCAGACCCUCUUCUGCGGGAUUACUGGGUCUAUGAAGGAUCUCUUACUAUUCCACCUUGCAGUGAAGGAGUUACCUGGAUAUUAUUCCGAUACCCAUUAACUAUAUCCCAGCUGCAGAUAGAAGAAUUUCGAAGACUGAGGACACAUGUUAAGGGGGCAGAACUUGUCGAAGGCUGUGACGGGAUUUUGGGAGAUAAUUUCCGACCUACCCAGCCCCUGAGUGACAGAGUCAUCCGAGCAGCAUUUCAGUAGCCAGAGAAACCUGAAACAAGCCCAUCUGCAUCAGGGAAGAAGACGUUGGUCCCACAGAGUCCUUUGAUGAGGAGUGGAAACUCUUGAGCGGCAGCUUCCUGUUAACCUUCAAGCCUGCAUUAUCUUCAGUUACUGCGGCUUUGAUGGAGAUCUGUGACCAUUGUCUGUAUACAUGCUGUUAUGAGAUAUUAGAAGUGGCUGUUCACUAUAAAGAAAAUCAGUGUGCAUGCACACACCACAGCUUCUGGAAUUCAUACUUUUGCACAUACUGCCUGUUGCUUAUGUGUAGAAAGAAUGAAAGUAGUUUUCAGACUUAUUAAUGUGACUGUAUCAUAUUAUCAAUAUGAGAUAAGAAAAACACGUCUCCAGAGCCAAGUCAUUUAUUUCCUUUCUGUAUUAGAAAAUAUGCUCACUAGUGUAUUUCUUGAUAAUAAAGUGUUUUGAUCUACAA